CAACACCACGAAUCAAGAGAUCAAAAUUUCAACUAGUUUGCGAACAAAAUGAUUUACAAUUUGUAUAUUUUCGACAAAUACGGAACGCUUCUCCACUACGCCGAAUGGAACCGACUCAAGCAGUCGGGGAUCACGAAAGAUGAGGAAGCCAAGCUAAUGUACGGAAUGCUGUUCUCGCUGAAGUCCUUUGUCAACAAAAUAUCACCCAUUGAUCCAAAGGAAGGCUUCCUGUAUUACAAAACGAACAAAUACGCACUUCACUACGUGGAAGUGUCCUCCGGUUUGAACUUCGUUCUCAAUACGGACACGACUGCCUCGGGGAUCAAGGAUUUCCUUCUUCAGCUGUACAGUAAGAUUUGGGUCGAGUACGUGGUACGAAAUCCCCUCUGGACGAUUGGAACUCCGGUGACAUCGGAUCUGUUCAAAUCAAAACUGGACGAAUUUGUCAAACAGUCACCACUGUUCGGACCGAAAGUGAUAUAAGAUUAUCCCGUAUGCAAUAAAACAAACUCCAUUAUUUA
Ochlerotatus camptorhynchus is the source of this 521-nucleotide messenger RNA. It is a transcript of the gene Bet5, whose product is annotated as blocked early in transport 5. Gene Ontology annotation, biological process: endoplasmic reticulum to Golgi vesicle-mediated transport. The transcript has 3 exons. Gene Ontology annotation, cellular component: TRAPP complex. The record is from RefSeq and is a predicted model, not a curated record. The coding region runs from base 49 to 483 and encodes 144 amino acids. Lineage: Eukaryota; Metazoa; Arthropoda; Insecta; Diptera; Culicidae.